AUGCCUCCCCUUCUCCGGCACAAAGUCCCCCGGCCCAUGGCGGCUUACAGAAUCCCCAGGGCCAAGAAAACCCUCCUCUUCAGGCCACAGCGCCUGCGAGUAGCAGCAAUCCAGCACUACCACACGGUGGACCAUCUUCUUCGAAUCCACACUCGGCUCCUGGUCCCUCCCAAGCUGGUCCCUCCCAAGCUGGCCCAUCCCGCCCUGGUCCGGCCGAAGCUGGUCCUUCCCGCCUUGGUCCCUCCCAAGCUGGUCCCUCCCAAGCUGGCUCUGGUAUCUAUCCUAACUUAUCGGCCCGAAAAAAGCGAGAAGGCCUUCCAUAUUGCGUGCCAUGCAAAAGAGCUCGACGAAUAUGUCCCCAAGGGCAGCCCUGUGCCUAUUGCACGAAACUUGACAUUGAGUGUGUUUGGGACACGCAGGUGA
Fonsecaea nubica is the source of this 423-nucleotide messenger RNA. RefSeq names its product L-lactate dehydrogenase. The record is from RefSeq and is a predicted model, not a curated record. Lineage: Eukaryota; Fungi; Ascomycota; Eurotiomycetes; Chaetothyriales; Herpotrichiellaceae. The transcript has a single exon. Bases 1 to 423 code for a protein of 140 amino acids.